GCCCGCUUGAGCCUGGUGGCGCAGGCGCAGUGUCCCCGGGCCAAGAUGGCGGUGCUGUGCUCCACACGCUGGUUGCUGGUGGCUGUGGGGACCCCUCGGCUGCCAGCUGCAGCGGGGAGAGGGGCCCGGCCGCCCAGGGCGGGCGCAGUGGGGCCGUCGCUGGGCCUCAAGUUGAGUGUUACCACCUUCGCGCCUUCCCUGAGAGCUCGCAGCCCCGGGGCGCUGCUGACAUUGAGAGCCGGUGUCAACUUCACAGGAAUAAAAAGUUACCCUUUUGUUUGUACUGCCUCUUUCCACACGAGCGCCCCUUUGGCCAAAGAGGAUUAUUACCAGAUAUUAGGAGUGCCCCGAAAUGCCAGCCAGAAAGAGAUCAAGAAAGCCUAUUACCAGCUUGCCAAGAAAUAUCACCCAGACACGAAUAAGGAUGAUCCCAAAGCCAAGGAGAAGUUCUCCCAGCUGGCAGAAGCCUAUGAGGUGCUGAGUGAUGAAGUGAAGAGGAAGCAGUAUGACACCUACGGCUCUGCCGGCUUCGAUCCCGGGGCCGGAGGCCCCAGGCAGAGCUACUGGAAGGGAGGCCCCACUGUUGACCCAGAGGAGCUCUUCAGGAAGAUCUUUGGGGAGUUCUCAUCAUCUUCUUUUGGAGAUUUCCAGAGUGUAUUCAGCCAGCCUCAGGAGUACAUCAUGGACUUGACAUUCAACCAAGCUGCCAAGGGUGUCAACAAGGAGUUCACCGUCAACAUCACGGAUACCUGUGAGCGCUGUGACGGCAAGGGGAACGAGCCCGGCACCAAGGUGCAGCACUGCCACUACUGCGGCGGCUCCGGCAUGGAAACCAUUAACACAGGCCCUUUUGUGAUGCGCUCCACGUGUCGGAGGUGUGGUGGCCGAGGCACCAUCAUCACGUCUCCCUGUGUGGUGUGCAGAGGGGCAGGACAAGCCAAGCAGAAGAAGAAAGUGGUGAUUCCUGUGCCUGCCGGAGUCGAGGAUGGCCAGACUGUGAGGAUGCCUGUAGGAAAAAAGGAAAUUUUUAUCACGUUCAGGGUGGAGAAAAGCCCUGUGUUCCGGAGGGACGGCGCAGACAUCCACUCUGACCUCUUUAUUUCUAUAGCUCAGGCAAUUCUUGGGGGGACAGCCAGAGCUCAGGGCCUGUACGAGACAAUCAAUGUGACGAUCCCUCCUGGGAUCCAGACAGACCAGAGGAUUCGGAUGAGUGGGAAAGGCAUCCCCCGGAUUAACAGUUACGGCUACGGAGAUCACUACAUUCAUGUCAAGAUAAGAGUUCCAAAGAGACUGACAAGCCGGCAGCACAGCCUGAUCCUGAGCUAUGCCGAGGAUGAGACCGAUGUGGAGGGGACAGUCAAUGGCGUCACCAACACAAGCACUGGUGGCAGCACCAUGGAUAGCUCCGCAGGAGGCAAGGCUAGGCCUGAGGCUGGGGAGGACAAGGAGGGAUUCCUUUCCAAACUUAAGAAAAUGUUUACCUCCUGAUACCCAGCCGAGGAAAACGGUCCACUGGAAACUAGGCCAGGAGCAGCGGGCCCACCUCGUGGCCAGGGCACCUCGGAGACAGGAGAAUUCCAGAACAGCAGCACCGAGCGCUGCCUGCAGAGGCCCUCUGGACCGCCUUGGCAACAGCAAAAUCAUGUGACAACACACCUCUCCACAGAAUGGUGAUGGUGGACAGCCCCUGGGCAGUAAGGCGUGGCAUGCCUAAGGGCUGGUAGAAGUUUCCUGUCCACGGGUAGGUAACUCGGCCUCCUCUGGCUCAGACCGUAAGACAGCUGGACACUUCUUACAGAGCCAAAACUCUAAUUUGGAAUCAAAUGUGGCGGAAAUCUUAGUAAAGAAUUAAAGGCCAUGCUUACAGCUUAAAAAUGAAGCCUUAAGCUGCACCAAGUUGUGAAGUGGUUAAUUUCCCCCUCAUCAAACCUGUGGGAGGUUCUGAGAUGAGUCUUCCCUGACAGGUUGUCUUUUCCAGGAACUUGGGGCCUGCAAGCCCCACCAGCAUUGUCCACCCUUCAGCAGGGGCAUCUAUUCCUUGCUCUUCUUGAAGUUUUAUUUUAAUUCCCAAAGGUACCAAGCAGCUGGAAUAUGGGGGCCUUGGGACCCGGGGAGGCACAUACGAAGAGGGUCCCCGGACAUGCUGCUCCUGACAUGGGCUGUGAUCUUUGUUGGGACGGACAGUCCCCCCUCCCACCCCACUAGGGUGGCCUCUUGUCCCUGACUGUUGAGUUCUGUUGUUCCGAGGCCGGCAUGAGUGGGGCUCCUGCCCUUCUGCUGGACCACAGGCUUCCCUGGCCACAGCCUGGGCCAGACUAAUGGCCUCUUAAGCCCGGAGCCCUGCCCCCGCUGCCUGCCAGGGCUUGGUUCUUACCACUUACACUGUCGACACCUGUUUUCAGAAGUGUGUUUAAAUUAUUCAAUGCUAAGAAUCAUUGUCUUUUCCUGUAUAAAUGUUGAGAAGAGGACAGUAUAGUCUAAGCAGUUGAAGGCUCUCCACCAUCUAGCCAGAGCAAAACAGUUUCUCCAGCCUCAGCUUGUAGGAUGUGUGGGUUCCAUGUGUUUCCAGACCCUCCUGCUGUGGUAAGAGAGGUUAAUGGAGAACACUUACAAAUAGUUUCCUUUUUGUUUUCCUUCAUAAUUUACUAAAAUAAAGCAUCUAUUAAUGUCUGAUCUAAGAAUGUAAAAUGAUUCUGUAUCAAUGUAAAUAAGAGUAUCUACUGCAAAAAGAUAUUUAAAACCUA
Messenger RNA from Hipposideros armiger (great roundleaf bat), 2744 nucleotides. RefSeq names its product DnaJ heat shock protein family (Hsp40) member A3 (gene DNAJA3). Lineage: Eukaryota; Metazoa; Chordata; Mammalia; Chiroptera; Hipposideridae. Gene Ontology annotation, cellular component: mitochondrion. The transcript is spliced from 12 exons. Gene Ontology annotation, biological process: negative regulation of apoptotic process; protein folding; mitochondrion organization. The record is from RefSeq and is a predicted model, not a curated record. Gene Ontology annotation, molecular function: protein kinase binding; ATP binding; heat shock protein binding. Bases 46 to 1488 code for a protein of 480 amino acids.